Xyrauchen texanus (razorback sucker) is the source of this 2723-nucleotide messenger RNA. Its product is annotated as PHD finger protein 13-like. The transcript is spliced from 5 exons. NCBI's taxonomy places the organism in Eukaryota, Metazoa, Chordata, Actinopteri, Cypriniformes, Catostomidae. The coding region runs from base 140 to 1198 and encodes 352 amino acids. The record is from RefSeq and is a predicted model, not a curated record. Gene Ontology annotation, molecular function: chromatin binding. Gene Ontology annotation, biological process: mitotic chromosome condensation.
ACACUGUCAUCGCCUGUUUCUCCAUUCAGGACAAAUAUCUUCAUCUGCACCGUUUGUGUUUCAACAGCUGGUAAAUCGGAAUAAACAAAGACAAACACAAACAGCAGGCACGACAAUGUUAGCGUGACGGCUAGUCAACAUGGACAGCAGCUCAACAACUUGUGCAUUUGAUUCACAGGGCUACAGUUCAACAUAUAAGAGGAAACGGACUGUGGAAGAUUUCAACAAGUUCUGCACUUUUGUGCUUGCAUAUGCUGGUUAUAUUCCUUAUCCACAGGAGGAGGCGCACUUGAGGAACAGUUCUAGUCCGCCCAACAGCACCGGCAGCACUGUUGACAGUGAUGGAUGGGAGAAUCAGAGACUGGGCUGCGGCCUCUCGUUUCCGUAUGAGCACCCACCCAAGAACCACAAGAGCUUUGGUGGAUUCAAGAGACCUUCAAGAGUGGACUCUGAGCCGCAGAAGCGUCCCAAGUCAGCUGGUCUUCUUCUAGAGGGUGGAAAGAAAGCUGACAAGGUGAAAAAGAAGAAGAAGCUGAGGAAGAGUAAGGAUGAAGCGUUUGGAUCCUUUUCUCAGUUUAUUCCUAGUGCUCAAGGGGAGAUCGCCAAUCUCGGAUGUACCAUCAAAGAGGAACCAGAAGAUUACGUCAGCAUUCCUGUGCCAUCUACAAGGAUGGGUACAGUGCGGCCUGCACAUGCUGGCACGUGUUCAACACCUGCUUCAGGCUCUCCGGUUCCUGUAAUGUGCAAAUGGGAACCUGAUUCCGGGCAUUCAUGCUGGGACAGUUCUAAAAGUUCUGGGUCAGAGUCAACAUUGGAGGGUAGGGAGAAACCAGCACUACCUGAUGGAGAAGCCAUGAUGUUGAAGGUAGAAGGUUUGCCUGGUAAAAGGACUGUGAUCCGCCAGGGAAAACAAGUGGUGUUCCGAGAUGAGGAUGGAUUGAGAGAUGAUGAGGACAUCAUGGUUGAUUCAGAUGAUGACUCCUGGGACCUAGUGACAUGUUUCUGCAUGAAGCCGUUCGCUGGGCGGGCGAUGAUUGAGUGCAACCAGUGUAACACCUGGAUCCACCUCUCGUGUGCCAAAAUCCGCAAGUCCAACGUCCCAGAGACAUAUAUCUGCCAGCGGUGCAAAGACUCUAAGUUUGACAUUCGACGCUCCAAUCGCUCCCGAGUGGAGUCUAGAAAACACCUUCUCGACUGAUGCCACUCCUCUCCAUUUGCCCCUCCCACAUGUACAGAAACUCUUAAAGGUAACUUGUUGCGUGAAAAUAAGGCACAAUGUCUACAGAAGAGAAAGGGCUUAGUGACCUACAUGCAUCAUAUUUUUCCGUUCCUGUUUUUAAUACUUCUAGCCUUCCUAAAUGUUUGCAUAAGAAAAUCAGUACUUGGAUGAUGCAUUGAAGGUGGCAAAUUUCUGCCAUACAAACUGUCGACGACUGGAGUUUUACCGAUACAUGCCUGAAGGUAUUACGAUAGGUGGUGUUCUUGAAAGAAAGGAACAAAGGGGUAGCUAGAAGCCACUUUAUACCUGCAACUUUCAAAAGUAUGUCUAUUUGUCAGAGUAUGUAUAUUAUGUGAAAUAACCUUAAGAUAUCAGUGUUUGAGAUGUUUAGACUCAAUUCUUUGUGGAACUUUUCUGAGACCCCAAAUUUGUAUGAGACAAAGUUCUAUACGUUGGAUAAUGCUGAUCAAAGUCAGUGAUACUUUGGAGUGAAAUAUGAGAAAUGGUUGCAACAAAUGGAGGAUCACAUAAUGAGACUGCAUGUAUCAUUUCUGUUUCUGUGUUCAUAAAGCUCUGAUAAGUUGAACUUUCUGCCCUACUUUGAACAAGAAAACCUUUGUUUGCAUGUUUUAAUUUGACUAAAAAUAUUUUAAAAUGCUGUAGAUAAUUUUUUAUUAGGCAAAAUUAUGUUCUUUUGAAUUUCCAAGUUAGCUGAAUAGAAAAUUGUUACAUGUCCAGGUCAUAUUUCACCCCAAAAUCGUAAGUAAAAAAUAUUUCGCUUUAAGAAAAUUAAAUCAUUAUUUAAGACCAUAAAGAUAUUUUUUCUGCUAUGGGGAUUCUCAUUACUGUAACAGUAAUUUAUAUAAAUCUCCAUAAAUAAAAGGCAAUAAAACAAAUUUUAUCAUGUAUAAAAACUUUACAACAUGUCAUAGUUUUCUUAAAUAUCCAGCAAUUACUAAUAAAAGUCUUCAUUUUCUUUAUACGAUAUAUUAUUAUUCGCAUAAUAUAAAUAUAUAUAUAUAUAUAUAUAUAUAUAUAUAUGUAUUUUAAUUUCUUUUUUGUGUGUGGGGGGGGUGCUUUAAAUAUGACCAGGACUUGUUCUUGACAGAUUUUGUGAGAUUCACCCUCACGGAUGAAGAACAUUUUUGCCUAAAUAAUUUAUUGACAUCUCAUGGUUUUAUCAGUUGUUGUUAUUUUUAGUCUUAACAGGAAAACUGUGAUGUGAGAUGUGUAUAUAUUAUCUUUCCAAAACAUGUAGCUUGAUUAGAAGAAUCUUUUAUAAGGUUGUAGUUGUUGUCAACAGCUCUGACCCUUCUAACCUGUUUAUAAUUUGAUCAAUACCUGUUUCAUGUUAAUAAGCAUGCUCGGUGUGAUUGCGUCCUAUUUGCUGAUCCAAUCCCAUUGAAAAUCAGAAUGUUUGUUUCCUUGAAGAUAUUACCACAUUUGGACAUUAUGUACUUUUUAUUUUUUAUAAUUUUUUAUAUAUAUAUAUAUAUAUAUAUAU